UUCAGGCCUCUUGUCCUUCCAGCCACCGCCUUUCAGUAGAUUCAGGACCGCAGUCCAUCUCAGUAUGCCUAUUUUAUCGCAAAGGAGAGGAUAAAAUCUUUCUUAUGAUUUCCGAACAUGCGGAGCUUCGAAGCGCGUUCGUCGCGGCGGCGGAAAUCUCAAGUCUAUCGCAAUCUGGAGCGGAACCAAGUGUGCUGGCAGGCAACGAUCGAUACUCUGCGGCUAAAUGAACCACGCUCCACAAUGGAUGUAGGGACUACUCUCAGUAUGUCCCACCUAUAGUGUACAGACACACGGUGGCGACUGAGGUGAGUCUGCCUCCCACUUGAGUGCAUCCGUGUCAGCCACUCCGCUCCCUUCCUUUCUGCGUGCUGCAACUGCACGAACUCCAGAUAACUCAACCCGCCGCAUGCUUGAAGAAACUUCUCAGCAGAGUCAAGUCGCCCUGCUUAUUCCGCCUCUUGCCAGCCCCUCGUUGCCCUAUACCACAGCGUCUACCCCCAGACGUCUCCAAAAUAUAGAUUUAUUGUACGCUCGUUUGAUCCUGUCUGCCUUAGCGCGCGAUCCGCAUGCCAUACGGCCUCAUCGCUCCUUCGCAUAGCCACGCACACACCGCAGACAACGGCCGCUACGAGCCGACAUCCGGCGUCCCUGGGACAUGUUUCGUGACGACGAGGACGACGAGCCUCGACGAGCUCGCGGAUCCCAUGGUAAACAUCUAGGCACCUGCACAGAGAUCGGCACAGCCGGUUCGAAAACGGUCCCUGACGCAGCUGUGACCGUUCCUUCUCGACCCUUGCAUGCGCGUGGCGGAUACACGUACUCCCCCUGCACCCAGAAGAACUCGGAGCCGGGUCUGGGCACGCGAAUGAGCCGGAGCGGUGCCACACCUCCCCAUCUGCGUCGCGACCUCACGGGCGGGUCACAGCAUCACGUGGUAUUGCCCUCUGCGAUUCCCAUCCCUCUGUCUGGACCUCGAUGGGACGGCGACGUUCCCGAUCGCGUUUCUCUCCCUGUGCGUCGGGCUCUUCGCGGCCGCCCCCCUCGAGGUUGGGCUGGACCCGACGCUCGCCGCAGAAAGGGCGCUCUGCGCCGGUGAUCGGAGGGGCUAGAGCUCAUAAACAUCAUUAACACCACAUCCAUCCAGUCGUUUGAUCGAGUCGGCAACUGAACACCUGUUAUCCCGAUAUGGUGUUUUCCUGUCUGCUUCGAUUUGAUGGCACAAUCACGUGGGGUCAUGCUGUUAUCCCCGACGUCCCCUAUUUCGUCGAGAAUCAAUCUGAAGCUUCUUCUCGAGCCCCUCUCCACUGACACCGACGGAGGUGCACCCAGUGCGAGUAUGCGGGGAUCGGGACCCUCUCGUGCGCUGUGCCCACGUGGUAGACCGAAGCGCAUGAUCAUGACACUCCGAACGGCCGGUCAACGGCGCAGAGAUGACGCGCGUGCCGCCAGCAUCCCCAAAGCUUGAGUGCGCCGUGCGGGUGGCUCAGGGAGUGCACCCGGUGCGAUGCGACGACAUGGAAACGAGGCGACGAGGGGUGGUGUUGCGACAGAAGUUUCGUCAUGCAUAUGCCGGGAGAACGUAGCGAUGCGCAGGGUUCGUUUGUCGACGGUCACCGAGCCCACGCGAUACGAUAAUCCAAACAUGGCAGUCAGCAGACCAGACUCAUAUUGCAGCAAGCUUCUCGCCGACCUCCGGUAUGUAUGUACACAUACCAACGUGCUUUACGAGCUAUCAGCACCCCAGUUCCUCGGCAGAGGGGUCCGGCCGGCUGUGAAGCGAACAGGGUCGGUUCGCGCCCGUGAUGGACGGACGGGCCAGAGCCUCUGAUAGGAUGCAAUGUCGGAGCUACGGGAUUAGUUACCCGGUUCAGAACUCGAUUCCGUUUGUCCUUCUGGCCCCAGCUGCGUGGGCGGGUCCUCGAAUUUCUCUCCCAGCUCGACCAACGACGUGAAAAGGCCCACCACAUCCACCGUGCGGGCUGUCAGUGUGCAGCGGUGGCUGUGAGUUCCCACGGUUGAACUGGUCUGCCGCCGCUGUUUCCAUCCCAGCGCGGAUGUCCCGAGAAUCGAAUUCCGAUCAACCUGUCAAAAAGAAUACCGUGCUUCCAUGCUGGGUCCGGUGGGGUGUGCUGGUACAAUGGUAGGCAAGCAAGAGCCCGGGUGCAGUAGCCUGGGCGAAUAUGCUGUGAUCUACCGAUGCAUUAGGCCGAGCAAUCGGCCUAAGCUGCGCUGUACGGUAUAAAAAGGUGAUCCAUUCGCAGCAGAUUCCAGACAGAAACCCACCCGCCGCCGCAAGAUGCACACCUUCGCCACUCUCUUCGCUCUCCAACUCGCCCUCGUGUCCGGCGCCCUCGGUGCGCCCACCGCGAACGUUCCCCGCGCAGCCUGCGUGGACGUCAUGGUCAUCUUCGCGCGCGGCACGACCGAGGCUCCGCCGAUCGGGACCGUCGCAGGCCCGCCGCUCCAGUCUGCGCUCACCAGCGCGCUCCGCAGCUCGGGCAAAACGCUCUCGUUUGCGGGCGUCAGCUAUCCUGCCGACGUGCCGGGAUUUUUGGCUGGCGGCGACCCGCAGGGCUCGAAGACCAUGGCCGCUGACCUCACGAACGCGGCGAACUCGUGCCCCAAAGCCGCGCUUGUGACGGUCGGCUACAGCCAGGGCGGCCAACUGGUCCACAACUCGGCCAAAAUGUUGUCCUCCACCGUAUCGUCCCGGAUCAAAGCCGCAGUGAUCUUCGGCGACCCCGACAAUGGCACGGCCGUCGCGGGCGUCAGCGCGGCGAACACUAAGAUCAUAUGCCACACUGGCGACAAUAUCUGCGCUCACGGAGACCUCAUCCUGCCGCCGCACUUGACGUACGGCCAGGAUGCGUCGUCUGCUGCUGCUUUCAUUGUCAGCAAGGUGUAGUUAAACUCGUGGAUUGUGAUCCACCAAAUUCGAACGUAAAGAGAGAAAGGAUAGUGUAGGCUGUGAGAGAAUGUUUUACUCUAUGAAAUUUGUAAUAUCAUAUAUAAGAACUCGA
Mycena citricolor is the source of this 3023-nucleotide messenger RNA. NCBI's taxonomy places the organism in Eukaryota, Fungi, Basidiomycota, Agaricomycetes, Agaricales, Mycenaceae. The record is from the annotation of a GenBank genome assembly.